AUGAGUGUUGAUGAGGAUCAGGACAUAGAUCCCAACACUGAUCUAGAAUUUAUAUCGCCAUUUGCAGCUCCAAGAGAGGGCGUCACAUCGUCAUCGCGACCACCUUCAUUUUUCUCUAAUUUCCAACCACCAAGUGCAUAUUCAUCGAGUUCGUCUGACGACGAAGAAACUAUCGAAGCUGUCCAGCGAAAUUAUCGUCUCCCACUUGAAGUGUGCGAUGAUGACGAUAUGGGUGAUAUAGUUGCCCCGUCAAGUGGCAUUGGUUCCUAUUCGGAUGACGAUGAGGAUGAAGAGAUACUUAUCCGAGAGACUAUUGGAUACUCGGGUGUUUACGGUCCUGACCGGUACGCAAACAGCACAGCCCUGUCCUCCAAUAUUGGUGGCCAGCAUGAUAACAGUGAUGAUGAAGAUGACGGUCUAGUUGAGAUUUUGGUUCCGGGAAGGAGAAUCCCUUCUAACUAA
Molecule: messenger RNA, 462 nt
Organism: Uncinocarpus reesii 1704
Lineage: Eukaryota; Fungi; Ascomycota; Eurotiomycetes; Onygenales; Onygenaceae
Exons: 1
Coding region: 1-462 (153 amino acids)
Source: RefSeq, a predicted model, not a curated record